AGAUUAGUUUCACUGCGAGGUCUGUGUUGUUUUGUCGGGAUGCUGGUUUAACAAAAACGGCUAGAAAUGUCUCUCCUGUAAAUAAAGAAGUAUAGUUUUUGGACCAGGACGGUAAAAUUGUAAUAUUUUCGUCCUCGUAGUUUUGAAGCAAGCAGAAAUAUCUGGAGUAGUAUCAUCUGAACUGAGAUCUGCUGCUGUGAAGAUGAUGUUUCUUAAAGAGGAGAGUGAGGAGAACAUGAUUGAACCAAAAACAUGGAGAAUAAAACAAGAAGAACCAGAAACACUGAAGAUAAAACACGAGGAACCAGAAACAUGGAGAAUAAAACAGGAGGAACAAGAAGGCCUGAUGAAAAUCAAAGAAGAAAGACAAGAUGUGCAUGAAGUGGAGGAGAAAUAUCGGGAUCAGAGAGAACGUGAGGUCGAUGGAGAAACGUCAGUGAAUUGCAGCAUUCAAAAAACUGAGGUCAAAAGGCCUUUCAGCUGCUCUCAGUGUGGGAAGUGUUUUACGCAGAAAGUGAGCCUUGAGAAUCACAUGUUAAUUCACGCUGGAAUAAAGCCUUUGAGCUGCUCUCAGUGCGGAAGGCGUUUUAGACAGAAAUCAAGUCUUGAUAAUCACAUGUUAAUUCAUGCUGGAAAGAAGUCUUUCAGCUGCUCUCAGUGCGGAAAGAGCUUCACGCAUAAAUCAAACCAUCAGAGGCACAUGUUGAUUCAUGCUGGGAAAAAGCCUUUUUUCUGCUCUCAGUGCGGAAAGACGUUUAGAGACAAAUCAAACCUUAAGAACCACAUGUUAAUUCACGCCGGGAUAAAGUCUUUCAGCUGCUCUGAGUGCGGAAAGACUUUCACUCAGAAAGGACAACUUAACAAUCAUCUGGUAACGCACUCUUCAGAAAAGCCUUUCCGCUGCUCUCAGUGCGGGAAGAGUUUCACGCAGAAAUCCAACCUUCAGAGGCACAUGUUACUUCACCAAGCAGUUCCUGAAGGAGUAUCAUCUGAGCUGAGAUCUACUGAGAUGGUGUUGGUCAAAGAGGAGAGUAAGGAGAACACGAGUGAACCAGAAGAGUGGAGAAUCAAACAGGAGGAACCAGAAACCUGGACGAUAAAACAGGAGGAACCAGAGCCCUGGAGAAUAAAAGACGAGGAACCAGAAACCUGGAGAAUAAAAGACGAGGAACCAGAAACCUGGAGAAUAAAAGACGAGGAACCAGAAACCUGGAGAAUAAAAGACGAGGAACCAGAAACCUGGAGAAUAAAAGACGAGGAACAAGGAGGAAAAAAUCAUGUGAAAGGUGACGAAAUCCCCAAACGGAGAGAUUUAAAGAAAAAAAGAGCCAAAACAUCUUUCACCUGCACUCGGUGUGGAAAAAGUUUCACAUGGAAACACAGUCUUGAGCUUCACAUGAGGGUUCACACCGGAGAGAAACUGUUCACUUGUGACCAGUGCGGGAAGAGCUUCACACAGUCCUCAAGCCUCAAGAAACACAAGAACAUUCACACCGGAGAGAAACCGUACUCCUGUAAUCAAUGUGGGAAGAGUUUCACACAAAAAGGACACCUUACGGCACAUACAAGAGUUCACACCGGAGAGAAACCAUACACUUGUGAUCAGUGCGGGAAGAGCUUCUCGCAGUCGGCAAACCUUAAGGAUCACAUGAUCAUUCACACUGGCGGGGAUCGGCACGCGUGCGAUCAGUGCGGAAAAACGUUUAUGUGGGCUGCGGUCCUGAGGAAACACCUGAACAUUCAUAGAAAGGAGAAGCAGCAUCCAUGUCAUCUGUGCGGAAAGAGUUUUUCAUGUAUAGACCAUUUGAAAGCACACCAGAAGAUACAUGCUGGUCUGAGAGAGUACAUGUGCAUUGAGUGCAAAAAGACUUUUACUUUAGCUCAGCAUUUGAAACGGCACCAGAGGAUCCACACCGGAGAGAAACCUUACAAGUGCUCACGCUGCGACAAGAGGUUCAUCCAGUCACAUCAUCUGAAAACACACGAGAUGAUCCACACCGGAGAGAAACCGUACGAGUGCUCAUGCUGUGACAAGAGGUUCAGACGGCCGGGAAACCUGCAAAGACAUGAGAGAAUUCACACUGGAGAAAAAUCCCAGUUUCCCGAAGAAAGCGAGGAGAACAAAAAAAUGAGUGACGCUGAGGAGAAAAAACGUGUCAGAACUGGAGAAAAACCUCGGAGCUGCUCUCAAACCAAACAGAAAGCCUAAAGAAGGCAGGAAGACUUUCACCUGCCCUCAUUGUGGAAAGAGUUUCUUAUACAAAACUAAGUUUGACGUUCACUUGAGAGUUACUGGAGAGAGACCGUUCACUUCCGAUCAGUGCGGGAAUGGUUUCAAACGCUUAUCAAACCUCAAGGCACACAUGAGCAUCCACACCGGAGAGAAACAACACGCAUGCCAUCA
This is a messenger RNA of Puntigrus tetrazona (Sumatra barb), 2404 nucleotides long. RefSeq names its product zinc finger protein 708-like. The transcript has 5 exons. NCBI's taxonomy places the organism in Eukaryota, Metazoa, Chordata, Actinopteri, Cypriniformes, Cyprinidae. Bases 203 to 2209 code for a protein of 668 amino acids. The record is from RefSeq and is a predicted model, not a curated record.